CUGAACAUGAAUAUGGAAAGGGAAGGGAAUAAAAUGAAGAGCACUAGGAGAGAAAUGGAGAAGAAGUCAGAGAUAGGUUUAGUCAUUGAAGAGCUUUCUAUGAUAGCCAUAGUUAAACCUGGUGAAAAUCAUGACUCUGCUCACAUCCCCACCAAGCUUUUCCUCUCGAUUUGUUACUUGGUUCUACAAGUUCUUGAUAAGAUUGGGCCAACAAUGGCUGUCUUGAGACAGGACGUGUACCAGAAUAUUAAGACAUUGGAACUGAUGCAGGAAUCAAAUCCCUCAUUGCACUCGAAUUUGGUUGAGAUAUUGAAGUCAGAAGCAACCGAAGGCAAUUCUUGGAAAGGGUCAAGCUGCAGUAAGGCCCUUGUUUGGCUCACUAGGACCCUGGAUUUCACCUCGCUGUUGUUACAAACACUAGCAAAUGAUCCUGAAAAGAGAAUGGAACAAAUAGUUGAAGAGGCUUAUGAUGUAACUUUAAAACCGUGGCAUGGAUGGAUUUCAUCAACUGCUUUCAGAGUGGCUCUAAAACUGGUACCUGAAAGUAAAACAUUCGUGAAUAUUCUUAAAACUGAAGAUGAAAACUAUGACACCCUAAAGGAGAAAAUGCAGAUGCUGGUUUCUCUGUUUGUGCCUUUUCUUGAGGAUAUGCAUUGUAUUCUGAGAUUGUACAACUUGGACAAGCUAAAGUCAACCUGAAGUCAAAGAGAGAAGAACCAAUGUGUAGUUUCAUGUAUUUUGGCUUUCUUACGAGAAAUUAUUAAAUGGUCCCACAUCAAUCAUGACUUCUCUUAAUCUUCAAACACUUGUUAUUAAAUAUUA
This is a messenger RNA of Glycine soja, 822 nucleotides long. RefSeq names its product glycolipid transfer protein 2-like. Gene Ontology annotation, cellular component: cytosol; membrane; cytoplasm. NCBI's taxonomy places the organism in Eukaryota, Viridiplantae, Streptophyta, Magnoliopsida, Fabales, Fabaceae. The record is from RefSeq and is a predicted model, not a curated record. Gene Ontology annotation, molecular function: ceramide 1-phosphate binding; ceramide 1-phosphate transfer activity. Bases 7 to 699 code for a protein of 230 amino acids. Gene Ontology annotation, biological process: intermembrane lipid transfer; ceramide transport. The transcript is spliced from 6 exons.